UCACAAAAAAUUAUUUUACGAAAAAUGUUUCAAUCUCUAACGUACAGUUGAUGUAAAAAGUUUCAUCACUCAAAAUGGUGGGGAAAAUUAAAUCGAUUAAAAAAUUUUCACCGCAUUGAAACAAAAGUGCCCAUCUCUAACUGCUCAGAUUGAAAAUUCGAUCUCGUACCUGGCGGCCAGUCGCUCCGCGAAUCUGCUUUGCAGGAAUGGCUACCGGAACCCGGAUUGUGGAAAAUAAGGGAUUAUUUAUUAUUGAUGUUUUCAAAAUAUUGCAUCAAGGAUAAUCAGAUACGGCAUCAGAUGGAGGGGCAGUACUUUAUUACCACAACGAUAAACAUGACAAAAUUAGUAGCGGCGUCGGCAACGUCGGUAUCAGAAGUAGCAGAGUCCCAAACGCGACACUUGUGUCCAGAUCCACGUGCUGCGGGAGUGUUUUUAUUUUAGUCCCGAUUCGAAAAUGUCAGUGGGUCAUCAAGCGAAAAGGCAGGAAGAUGAGGAAGAAAGCGAUGCACCGGCACCCCCGGACGGGGGCUGGGGCUGGAUGGUGGUCUUUGGCUCUUUUAUGAUACACAUUAUCACUGAUGGGGUAACAUAUUCCUUUGGAGUUUUCUACGACGAAUUCUUAGAUUAUUUCCAAGAGGGAAAGGCAGCCACAGCGUGGGUUCUUUCCAUCCUAGUUGGUGUAACACUUUGUUCAGGUCCAAUUUCAAGUUCCUUUGUUAACCGAUGGGGCUGCCGUCCAGUGACCAUCGCCGGCGCCAUAAUCGGCAGCAUUUGCAUGAUAAUAUCCGUAUUUGCCCAAAACGUCACAACCCUCUACUUCACCAUCGGCAUAGGAACAGGCUUCGGUUUCGGCCUCAUCUACCUUCCAGCAAUAGUCAGCGUCACCACCUAUUUCGAAAAGAAACGCUCUCUUGCCACCGGCAUAGCAGUCUGUGGCUCAGGCUUUGGCACCUUCAUUUUCGCUCCUAUAAUAACCCGACUACUUGUGGAGUACGGCUGGAGGGGCGCCAUGUUAAUUAUAGCCGGCAUAGUCCUGGAAUGCAUUGUCUUCGGCGCCCUGUUCCGGCCUCUGGAGACCGAAGAAGACAAGAACUUGAAACCACCACCAAAAAUCACCCUCAAAUCGAUCGAAGCCAAAGUGGACUUGCACGUGUCCGAACACAACUUGCAGCAGAUUUCGACAAUGAACGGAAACGGGGAAAUACACAGACCGCACAGUUUGGGCCACUUUUCCAUGCCGCGAGGCACCAAACUCCUGGAGCCCAGCAAGAACAUAUCCAAUGGGAAGACGUACGAGGCGUCCAGACUUGCCCUAAGCCAGCCGAUGCUGGCCCUGGCCGACAGGCCCUUCCAGCACCGGUACGGGAGCCAGAAUUUGCGGAAACAUGGGCCUUUGGACAAGCCGGAUGUGUUCUACCAGGGCAGUUUAAUGAACAUACCGUCGUACAGGUCGCGGCUUGAUUUGAAAAAUCGGGAAGAAAUGGCUUUUCUGGGCCGACGACAGUCGUCAAUUAGUUACAGGAGGCGACAUGUGGACACUAACAAGUCGCAAACGACAAUGUGUGGGUGCAUUCCCUGCUCGCAAGAAACCAAAGACACGCUGAAGGAGAUGCUAGACUUUAGCCUUUUCCACGACUGGAUUUUCAUUCUCUUCAUCACGAGCAAUUUUCUGACGAGCAUUGGCUUUAAUAUACCGUACGUUUACAUCGUGCCGAAGGCCAAAUCGAUGAACUUGUCGGCGAAAGAAGCGAGCAUGUUGCUGUCCAUUAUCGGGUUUGCUAACACGAUUGGGAGGAUCGUUUUGGGGUACUUUUCCGAUAAGGCUUGGGUUAAUCGCCUUAUGGUUUACAACUGGUGCCUAACACUUUGUGGAAUAGCCACGACUUUUAGUGCCUUUUGUCCCACGUUCUACACUUUGGCACUAUUUGCCAGUGUGUUUGGUUUUACGAUUGGAGCGUACGUUGGACUCACGUCUGUUAUCCUGGUCGAUUUGCUAGGACUCGAGCGACUUACGAAUGCCUUCGGGCUUUUGCUUUUAUUUCAAGGGAUUGCUUCGCUUAUUGGACCCCCCAUGGCAGGUGCCUUGUAUGAUGCAACGCUUUCGUACGAUCCCGGAUUCUAUCUGUCUGGAAUUACGAUUUCUCUCAGUGGGGUCAUCCUGUUCUUCAUUCCUCCAAUCCAGCGGUGUAAAGACAGAAAGCAGGAACGGAAUCCCACUGAUAUAUAGCAAUUACUGAGGCCUCACUUUGAGGAGGAUUUUAGAUGUUAUAAUACUAUUUAAUUUUUUUUAUUACAUAUCAGUCAGUCUAGACUGGAUUUGAUGUGCCAUAAUUGUCUGCAAUGCAGAUCGAUACAGUGUAAGAGUUGAUUCCGGAUAAGUGUUCAGUGAUUUCAGGAAAAUAGUGUGAUUGACAUUAAUGUUAUGUGGAUGCAUGUGGUGCGAACAUUUUUAUAAUUUAAAACUUGUUAUAUCCAUUUACGCUAGUGUAAAUAUUGUAAAUAAUUAAAACAUCGGAGACCAAAUACAUUUUAAAACUUAAGUUUAACACUUUGAAAAUUUUUCAAUUUCUUAUUUUCACUAUUAUUUUACCUAUUUUUGCAUUUCUGCAUUUUUUUCAAAAACUAUUAGUCUCAGGACAAUGUAAUCUUUAAAAAAAAAGCUGUCUAAACAUCAUAAACUUAAUGAGGUUACAUCUAAUCGACCAAAUCGGAAAAAUAAAUCUUUUUAAAGCAAA
Messenger RNA from Tribolium castaneum (red flour beetle), 2738 nucleotides. It is a transcript of the gene Mct1, whose product is annotated as Monocarboxylate transporter 1. Gene Ontology annotation, molecular function: monocarboxylic acid transmembrane transporter activity. The transcript has 6 exons. The record is from RefSeq and is a predicted model, not a curated record. Gene Ontology annotation, cellular component: membrane. Bases 458 to 2230 code for a protein of 590 amino acids. Gene Ontology annotation, biological process: monocarboxylic acid transport; transmembrane transport. Lineage: Eukaryota; Metazoa; Arthropoda; Insecta; Coleoptera; Tenebrionidae.